Messenger RNA from [Candida] anglica, 1277 nucleotides. Lineage: Eukaryota; Fungi; Ascomycota; Pichiomycetes; Serinales; Debaryomycetaceae. The record is from the annotation of a GenBank genome assembly.
AUGUCAACACACCCAUUUCACCAUGUCAACCGUUCAGAGUUUCACAUUCUUCUAACCCCUUUGUUCACCAACUCCAUGGAGUCUACACUUGACAUAGCCUUACUGGCAAUACGAAGCACGCGCAAAUUCGAUCAGGACUGGAAACUAUUGCUUCCUAAAGUGACGACGCGAAUUUGCAACAUCAACGCGAAGUCCCCCGCCACCACCACUCCCGAUGAUAUAACAAAACAAAUUGAAGUUGCCAAACAAAGAAUCUCAAACCGUUUACUGCAGUUCCCAGUGGAGCCACCGUUCACCAUCGUUCGAUUGGCAGAGUUGUUGCUUGCCCCAGAGGAGUUUGGGUAUCCUCUUACGACCCCUCAACACGUACUAAAGUAUUUUAACGCGUUGUCAAGAUUAGUUUGUGUAUCAUCCACGGUACUUGAUUUCCCACAACCCACCUUCCACGACCCUAAACUGGAGUCCAGCAAGACUUCCACUGUCACGGUGCCUACAAUAAAAAUGCCAGCAGGCCCAGGAACAUCCAUGAUGGCAGAAGAGGUCACGGUGCAAAUGGUGGAGAUUCCCUGGCUUCAAAAGAAAGCUCCACCAGCUUCUCCACAAACUCAAUUACCACCGACUUCUCCACUCCGUUCACCAAUGCGAAGACGCCGAGAGUCAAAGAGAAAGGAAACCGAGGAGCCCACAAAACGUGCGAAGACAAGUGAUCUGUUCUCGGAAGAUGACCACAUGGAUAUCUCCAACACAACUUUGGAGGACGAUGAACAAAAAGAUCGUAUGGAUAUUAGCACCGAGAACAUUUUGGAGGAAUCUGAGCGCAGUGAGGUUUGUACACCAGGUUGAAUGAUAACUAAUACGUAUAUUGUUUUGUUUUGUUGUUGAUUCUUGGGGAAUGUCUUUCCCACUUCGGAUCCAUCCAUCAACUCUUAGCCGCAAAAGUCCCUAGUUUCUUUUUUUUUGCACGUUAGUCUAAGGCGUUCUAUCCCUGAAUCCAACCAAUUGUCCACUAAUAAUACUUUAAAAGGACAUCUACCGUUGAAUAUCGGACAAUGAUCAACAAUCAGGAGUUACCUGCCCUCCUGGGACCCCGUCGACUGGUCCCGGAACAAUAGGAGUAUCCCAUACGGAGGCCUAUAACCGGUAAUACACCUCUACAAAGGAGCUUUACCUGGUACAUCAUGCAUUCUGUAGAUACAUAUUUAACAAUUACAAUCCUAUGUGGAUUUAAAUAACACACCACUGUACAUUCUUUUUUGUAUUUAUUCUCAGAGACAGCU